Messenger RNA from Oncorhynchus mykiss (rainbow trout), 3470 nucleotides. It is a transcript of the gene clcf1, whose product is annotated as cardiotrophin like cytokine factor 1. Gene Ontology annotation, cellular component: extracellular region. Gene Ontology annotation, biological process: positive regulation of tyrosine phosphorylation of STAT protein; cell surface receptor signaling pathway. The record is from RefSeq and is a predicted model, not a curated record. Gene Ontology annotation, molecular function: cytokine activity. Lineage: Eukaryota; Metazoa; Chordata; Actinopteri; Salmoniformes; Salmonidae.
CUCCCUCCUUACAAAAACCAUCCGCAGUCAGUCUGUCACACAGACCAUACGCCCGUCAAGUCUACGGACCGUCAACGUCAGCCAGGCGGAUUUGGUGCGCACACCUCGGCUUGGAUAUACAGGGACCCACCGAUGGAAUUCGGUGUUAUCGAUAUUUUUUUUAUCAACUCACACAUUUUUCAUUAGAGAAGGUGCGAAUUCCACGUACCUAGGAUUCAGAAAUGUAUUUUCUUCAAGAUAAUAUAUUUAAAAUUGGAUUAAUCAAGGAGAAAUGAAAGUUGAAUAGGUUAAACUAACAAAAGAGGAUACGAAUUCAUCAUUACGCAAUUUGGCAAGUUGUCUUUGGAUAAAGCCUUGCUGAUUUAAUCAGUGUGAACUGAAAGGAAAUAAAGUCAUUUGCCAAAAAUAAAAAUGCAUUUUGGAGUCCAUCACAUCCAGCUCACACUGCUAUUGUCUGCAGCCGUGGCAUCGGUCCAGGUCCCAGAGCCCUACAUCAGCCUGUCUAAUGAGAGAACUUCGAUUGAGAGGACGUAUGAGCUGACCAAGUACCUGGAGCAUCAGCUGAGAGAGAUAAAGGACACCUAUCUAUCCUACCUGGGCCCUCCGUUCAGUGAUCCAGACUUCUCCCCUCCACGUCCCAACAGCACAACCCUGUCCCUGCCCAGCGCCGCCACCCGUCUGGAGCUGUGGCGGGGAUUGGAGAACCGUGCCAGGCUGACCCAGAACCAUAGGGCUUACUCUGUCCUGCUGGGAGCGGUGAGGGAGUUGGCCCGCUCCACCCUCUGUCCCUACCUCCAGAGCUCCCUGCUGCACUUCUCUACAGGCCUGGACAGUCUGUUGGGGUCUAUAUCAAGCCUCAUGAACACUCAGGGGUAUGCCCUGCCUCCUGCUGGGAUCGAGGCGCAGUACCCGCAGAGAGACACGGGGGGCGACAGAGAGGCAAUGGGGCGCAGACCAUCUCCACUGAUGAGUCGGGGUCUCUAUAAGGCAGGGGUGGGGGCGGAGGUGGGGCUAAUGACGCAUCCUCUUGGUGAUCAGAGGGGUACUGGGACCACCAGAGGGGCAGUGAGAGGAGAAAAGGAGGAGAGCACCAGGAGAGAAAUGACAGAGAGAAAGAGGGAGAGAGAGAAAGAUAGAGGGAGGGGGAGGGAGGGUAGGAGAGCGGAGGUAACUAGGGCUGUGGUUAGGAGCGUGGGGUCGAGGCAGGAGGAGAGAGGGGAGCGCGGGAGGAAAGGGAGGAAGAGAGAGGCAGAAGAUUGGGAGGGGGCCACUGAAGACAGGGAAGAGGAGGAAGAGUUGGAGAGAAAGGGAGGGAAGGACAGAAGGGGGAGGAGGCUGCUGAGUGUUUCAGAGGAAGGAGAGAGAACAGUUAAGCAGGGUCCACUGGACUCUGACGCCAGAGUCAUUCUGUCCUUUUCAGACAGACAAACCUUCCCCCAACAACAACUCCUAAACAACAAUAACAACAACAACAACAACCUCUACAGCUACAACUUCAACUAUCACCCCCAAAAUAAGGACAGAGCCGGGGGGGAUUCAGAAAACAGGGCGACAGAGGAGGAACAAUACAUCAUCCGAGAGUCUGCAUCCCUCCUCUCCUCUUCUUCAUCCUUCCAUCCCCAGCGCCGAUCCCCUCGCUCCUUAUUCUCCCCCUCUCUCCACCCCCCCCUCUCACCCCUCUCCCUCUUCUACCCGUUUGGCACAGGGCCAGGGGAGGGACACACCCUGUUGUCAGAACCAGUUCCCCUGUCAUUGAGGAGGGGCACCCCCUUGCUGCCGCCCCCUCCCCUGCCACCUCUUCUGUCCUCCUCCCCACUGCUGGCGGUGCACCCGGCGCUGAACGACUUCUCCAGAAAGGUUGAGGGCUUCUGGGUACUGAGGGAACUGCAGAGCUGGCUAUGGCGCUCCGCCAAGGACUUCAACCGCCUCAAGAAGAGACUCCGAGUCUGACAGACUGAUAGAGGAGGGAGGACACACACUGUCUCUCUCUCUCUCUCACACACACACACACACAGUCUGAGAAACUGAGAGAACACACACAGAGACAUACUCACACAUAGAACCUGAGAGUGGGCACAAACACACACACAUUUUCACACAGACAGUGUUGGAAUACCUACCUAGCGCUGAACCACAGAAAAGUGGCUUUCUGGCCUGCCAUCAGCCUGAGCACACAUUGGCACAUCUGGGGAUGGGAAAUAAUCAAUUGUCUGUCUCUCAGUCUGUGGACAAUAUCAGCACUGUCACCAAUGACAUGACAUCAUGACCUAGCAGGUCAUUGAUCUGCCGUUGGAACUUAUUUACUGGUUGUAACGCCUCACAUACUGGACAUAAAGGUGGUGAUCAAGCAGAUAGACAGUCAUGUCAUUGACUGAGAGCUGAUUCAGAACAGCAGUGAAUCACUAGACAUUCAUCUUCGCCUAGGGAGGAAGAGAGAGUUAUGAAUGGAGAGAGACAGAGGGAAGAAGAGGAAGGAGAAAUGGCAGGAUGGAGAGAGGGUAGAAAGAGAGUGAGUGGGAGAAAGGGGGUGUCUGAGUCAGGGGCUGACAGUUGGAGUCUGGGCGGUGGGGGUUGCUGAGUAAUCAGAAAUCUGCAGACACUUACAGUAAACACUGCAUAGACACCCACCGGACACACACAGUACAGACCCAUUUCCAGGCGUACCAGUCAUUUGUGAUUUGGCCAACUGUUUUUACAGUGAGUUGUUGACACUUUUAGCUUUGGAAUGGGCAUCUCAGCUUUUCCCUCCGCUUGUUUCAUCCAAAUGCAACACAAAAGCCCCUAAGCUUGGCAUAGUGGGGUUUUCUAUCAACUGCCUUGUGUCAUUACACAAGGACCUGUACAGUAAUGUCCAACAGUGUGUAUGUAUAGAGUUUAAGAUUAGAUUAUAGCUGUGAUAUUUAUUGAACAAGAUGUUGUAUUUAUUUUCUCGUGUGAAUACUGUCCUACGUCAUGUUGGAGAUGGAAGAGAAUCAAAUAUGAGUUGUUGUACUGAGAUGAAUGCUAUUGGUCAUUUAGGGAGGGGUGUUUGGGGAGUGAGGUUGUUUUUGAACGUUAUGGCUUUGACUGUGUUGGUUUGGGUGAGGGGUACAACUGAAAGAUGUGGAAGGGGGUGCGUUUCCCAAAACAAAGAGCGACUCACAUUCAUCACAAACAAGAGGGGAAUGAAAGUUUUAUUUGUCUGUCUUGACAAAAUUUACGAUGUCUCUUUUCCUUUCAUCUCUCCCCUUCCCCCCCAUCCCUCACUACUCCCUUUCUGUUCUCCAUCCUAUUAUCUCACGCAUCUCGCCUUCCCAAAAAUAUCCCUCGAACCUGCCUCGUAACAGACAGAGCUUGGGAGCGUAAACACACAGGUACAAACACAACCCGUAAACACGUCCACCUUCACCCCCUCUGUUUCUUUCCGUUGCUCUCUCUCUCUUUAACUCUCUCUUCCAUUUCCCUCACACAGUUUCUCACUCUCUAUCUCC